Molecule: messenger RNA, 2699 nt
Organism: Styela clava
Lineage: Eukaryota; Metazoa; Chordata; Ascidiacea; Stolidobranchia; Styelidae
Source: RefSeq, a predicted model, not a curated record
AGAUCAUUAUUAUUUAGUCAAUAGAAAAUAAAAUCAUCGAACAAGAUGUGGCGAUUAAUGCUUCCAGCUAUUCUGGCAACGCUUUUACCGGGCAUUGGCGCGGUUUCCAUCUCUGAUUUACCUCGACAGGUCGUUGAAACUGUAGGAGGAAGCGUGGUGAUUCCGGGAACUCUCUUUAAUGCGACGAACUCAACUCUAAGCUGGGUGAAAGGCGACACUUACCUCGUAAACGCGACAAUCCGAGUAUACAAGAAAAAGGCUUCAAUUACGUCUAUCAGCCAUUUAAACAGCUCUCUUUACGAGGCAUCAUUCGUUGCAGUCGGAGGUCACGUGAACACAAAUUUGACCUUGAAGCAGUUUUCAAUGUCCUUGAACCAGACCCAAUAUAAACUCAAAGCUGGGAUUGUUGAAAGCGGCGUGACUACCAUGUUGAUCGUUAAGGACAAUAUAGAAGCAACAACAGCAUCUGGUUCAGAUCCCAUGACGUCACCUGAUACCAUGGCACCAACUGAUAGCAUGACGUCACCUGAUACCAUCGCACCACCUGAUAGCAUGACGUCAUCUGUGGAAUCUUCUACGUCAUCACCACCACAAUCUAACCAGACCACCCCGUCAAUUACUACGGCUCCUACCGCCUCAAGUGCUUCUGAAGGCGGGACCGCAGGAGGGGUUUCCCCUUGUUCAGGCCCAGGAUCACCACCUAGCGGAGAAUCAUGCACAGAAGUUGGAUGUGUGGUGCCGAUGAAGGAUCAGAACUCUACAACCGCAUUUAAGGGAUCCGGUCGCAUAUGCACAAUUGCGUACACCUGCAAUGCAAAUGGAACCUGGACCAGUGUCGAAUCUGAUUGUAAGUGCUCUGUUCCUGGGACUUGGGGACCAAACUGCACCCGGGCAUGCAGCAACGGCUGCAGCGAGACCAACUGGACAAGGAAUUGUGAUCAGGAGACGGGAAAAUGCCUCAUGACGAAUGGGGAGUCGCAAACCGACUGUGAAGACGGUUACGAAGGAGAAAACUGCGAAAUACCGGUUUGUGAAGACUGUAAUGGUGGAGAAUGUCUACGACCAGGGUUUUGUGGAAACUGCCCUUUGCAUUAUGAACAUGGACCCACAUGCCGAAACAUCAGGCUGGAUGGAUUUACGAAAGGCUCCAUCCCAUCUCUGGUGAUCCUAGCGGCUGUUGUCAUCGUGCUCACCAUCGUCUCUAGGUGGCACAUCAGGAGAAAGAUCAAAGAAGCCUAACCAUGAAAAAUUCGCUGGAUUUUAUCGUUGUCCUAGAAACAUUUAUUACGUCACUGUCUACGUUAAUGUUUAUUAUUCCAAGUCAUCGCUAUUAAAUAUGUCGUCAUUCCUGACGUCAGAAGAAAACGUUGCUUAUCAUUAUUAUUUGUUUUUCUAAGCACAGUUAUCGUAACCUAUUUGCUGCAGGAGCUUAAAACAAAUCGUCAAAAAAGACAUUGAUAAUGUUUUCGAUACUAUUAUUCCACAACUGUUUUCUUUCCUUCUGUUUAGCUUAAGAUAAGUAACGUCAUGUUACUGGCCAACCUUUUUUGUUUAUCUUAUUUUGUUCUGUAUGUUUAAGAACCGAAUCUAAGGUAAACAAAAUCAGAAACAGAAUAGAAAAUUAGUCGUGGAGCAAUACUGGACUGAUUCCGUUUUUUAUUUGGUCGCCAUUUAUUUUAUUAUGUUAUAUUCUGAACUUUUUAACUUCAACUUUUGAAAGAAAAGUGACGUCACAAACUAUGACGUCUUAUUUUAUGUGAAAUUUUGAAAAUAUGCAUGCAAUUUUUUCUAUUAUUCAUUAUUCAGCAAUAUUUUCGCAUAAUCAUUCUGUACCAGGGAUGUGCAACAGACGGCCCGCGGGCCACAACACGGCCCGCCAACCAUUUAGUGUGUUCCUUGUCAACGGUCAGAUGUGUUCCCCAUCAAGCAUAAAAUCCUAAUUCGACAGUUUAUGUUUAAAAAGGCACUCACAUGGAUGAGAACACAUGUUUUUUGCUCUUGUUUCUGCGGUAAAUCUUUCACCGUUUUGCCCGGUGUAUUCAUUAUUGUAAGGCUAAGCGACUCUUCCCUUUCCUUUCCGGCUAACUUGUUUGUGUGACCCAGCUGGGUGUCUGAAGUUGGUUAUAUCAUAUGGCCCCUUCGACAAAAAACGUUGCACACCCCUGUUCUGGACGUGAGCAGUACUUAAGUUACGGGGACGCAAAAUCUAAGUUUUUCUGACACUUUUUACCAUUGCAUUUGAUUCUCACUGUGAGAGUCUAUAGUUGUGGCUUGUAAAUGGGUUCACUUUUUCAAUAGCAUAAUUUCAAGGUAUUGCCUCGUAAAAGUACUUAAGUAAUUAUAGCUCGGUAUAUCCGAGAACUUCUUGGGCCGUUUUUAGUUUGGUUACUGUCCUUCAAAGACGAAUUGGCCAUUGUGUAAUCGAAUUUAUACUUAUAUUUACGACGCGCAACAUGAACAUCAAAACUGGCAGUUUGUCAGAACGAGUAAUAAAAUUUCAAACUAUAAUGCGAAGCGAAUCGCUUCGAAUCAAAAAGUUUGCGUGAGUAAGUAAGGCCUUGUUUUUGAGCGAUUGAAAAAUGUGAUUCAUUAUUGUUUACGAUGAAAAUCUCGAUUUAUAUUCACGUCGUUUUAGCCCUGUAUUUGUUUUUACAAUAUUAACUCUCUGCACUAUCAUUGAAUUAGAUGAUUUGGAAAGA